AUGAAGUUGACUCUCUAUCCACCAAUCCCUGCUUCCUGUUUUUUACUGAUACCAUCUUCUAAACAAAGCCUUGAACAAAAUUAUUAGUAUAAAGUACCAAGAAAUUAUUCCAUUUAACAGCACAUUUCAAACUCAGACAACGAUUUCUACAAAACCCACGAACUCAGAAAGAAAGUACUGCGUCCCUUCCAAUUCCAGCAAAAACCUUGAGAAAACGAAAUCAAGUCUGGUGUAUGAAGCAGACUCUUUAUCCAACAAUUUUCAGCUUGAAAUACCCUUUUUUUUGCCCCUACAAGCUGUUCUUACAUGAGAUAUUGGAAUACUUGAUUUCUUUACCUCUAUCUAUUGUUUGAUCUUGUUCUUCUUUCAAAAGAAUGGAGAUUUGGAGGUGGGUUUUUGUUUUGAUUGUUGUAUUUUCAGUUAAAGGGGUGUUAAUUGAUGCUAAACGGCAGUCGCAGCCUCAUUCUACUGAGCGUAUUUCAGGUAGUGCCGGUGAUGUUCUGGAAGAUGAUCCGGUUGGAAGACUGAAGGUUUUCGUUUACGAGCUUCCUAGCAAAUACAACAAAAAGAUUUUACAGAAGGAUCCAAGAUGCCUUACCCACAUGUUCGCAGCUGAGAUAUUUAUGCACCGGUUUCUUCUGUCGAGUCCAGUCAGAACCCUUAAUCCUGAAGAAGCUGAUUGGUUUUACACUCCAGUGUAUAGCACUUGUGAUUUAACACCAAAUGGUCUCCCAUUGCCUUUCAAAUCCCCGCGUAUGAUGAGAAGUGCUAUACAACUUAUAUCAUCAAACUGGCCUUAUUGGAAUCGGACAGAAGGAGCCGAUCAUUUUUUUGUCGUACCUCACGACUUUGGUGCUUGCUUUCAUUAUCAGGAAGAAAAAGCGAUUGAAAGAGGGAUUCUUCCUUUGCUCCAAUGUGCUACUUUGGUUCAGACAUUUGGUCAGCGGAAUCAUGUUUGCUUGAAGGAAGGUUCCAUCACUAUUCCACCAUAUGCUCCUCCGCAGAAAAUGCAAGCACAUUUGAUCCCUCCAGAUGUUCCUCGUUCCAUAUUUGUUUACUUCCGUGGACUUUUUUACGAUGUCGGGAAUGACCCAGAAGGAGGCUACUAUGCAAGGGGUGCAAGAGCAGCGGUUUGGGAAAACUUCAAAGACAAUCCACUUUUUGACAUCUCAACGGAACAUCCAACGACAUACUACGAGGAUAUGCAAAGAGCUGUGUUUUGCUUGUGCCCGCUAGGAUGGGCACCGUGGAGUCCUAGACUAGUGGAAGCUGUUAUAUUUGGGUGCAUUCCUGUGAUUAUAGCUGAUGAUAUUGUUCUUCCAUUUGCGGAUGCCAUCCCUUGGGAAGAAAUCGGGUUGUUUGUUGACGAGAAGGAUGUUCCGAAUUUGGACACAAUUCUUACUUCAAUCCCUCCCGAAGUUAUCUUGAGGAAACAAAGGUUACUUGCUAAUCCUUCGGUUAAACAAGCUAUGCUGUUCCCUACCCCCGCUCAACCUGGUGAUGCUUUUCAUCAAAUUCUAAAUGGGCUUGCUCGUAAAUUGCCACACAAUCGAAGCAUUUUCUUGAAACCCGGGGAGAAAGUCCUUAACUGGACCGCAGGACCCAUAGCUGACCUUAAGCCAUGGUAGAAGAUCCGACAAAAUUUCAGGUGAUAUAACAUUUUUGAUUUUUGCCCUUUGAGAGAAUGCUUGUCGGGGUGGGCUGAUGUUCGUUGUAAAUGAAGAUAUACAUUCAUUUUUGGUGUAAAAGUGUUGAAAUGUUUUACCCAAACAUGUACUGAGGUCAUCUGUAAUUUUGCAGUACCAAUGGGUUUAAACUAAAUUGGCAGAAAUCAAGUGUUUCUCCCCCUCAAAGGAUAAUUGAUUCUUAAUUGUAAAUGAAAGAGUUUCGUCGAAAUGGGGAAGAAAGAGUUUUGUUCUCGUUUAAUUAGCUUAGAUGUUAGCGGUUCUGCUUAAUGAAAAACUCUGAUAUUGCCACUGGUUUCUCAUUUAAUAGUUUGGUGUAAAAGUGAUUGUUUUGGUUACAAAUAGCAUUACUUUGGGUAAAAAUAUAAAAUGAAGUAUUGCAUCACAGUUUACUGAUAUAAGUGACAUGUUAUGAGAAGCGAUAGAAUCAUAU
This is a messenger RNA of Amaranthus tricolor (Joseph's coat), 2118 nucleotides long. RefSeq names its product probable beta-1,4-xylosyltransferase IRX10L. Gene Ontology annotation, biological process: plant-type secondary cell wall biogenesis; glucuronoxylan biosynthetic process. The transcript is spliced from 4 exons. The record is from RefSeq and is a predicted model, not a curated record. Lineage: Eukaryota; Viridiplantae; Streptophyta; Magnoliopsida; Caryophyllales; Amaranthaceae. Gene Ontology annotation, molecular function: 1,4-beta-D-xylan synthase activity; glucuronoxylan glucuronosyltransferase activity. Bases 375 to 1628 code for a protein of 417 amino acids.